Trichoderma virens Gv29-8 is the source of this 1954-nucleotide messenger RNA. RefSeq lists its product as uncharacterized. Lineage: Eukaryota; Fungi; Ascomycota; Sordariomycetes; Hypocreales; Hypocreaceae. The transcript is spliced from 2 exons. The record is from RefSeq and is a predicted model, not a curated record. The coding region runs from base 1 to 1905 and encodes 634 amino acids.
AUGGCCUCAUCGGAAAAGCCAUACGAGGGCCGUUCACUAGACGAGUUGCCCAAAUCAUGGAACUUCACUGCCUCACUGCCCGCGGAUCAAGCCUUUCCAACUCCGGCAGACUCUCAUAAGACUCCCCGAGACCAAAUCACACCCCGGCAAGUCCGCGAUGCCCUCUUUACUUGGGUGCGGCCAAGCCAACAGGAAGAUCCCGAACUGUUGGCUGUGAGCCCUGUCGCAUUGCGGGAUAUUGGAAUCAAAGAGGGCGAAGAGAAAACCGAAGAUUUCCGGCAGCUGGUAGCUGGUAACAAGCUAUACGGCUGGGAUGAGACAAAGCUGGAAGGCGGAUAUCCUUGGGCGCAAUGUUACGGCGGCUUCCAGUUUGGCCAGUGGGCGGGACAGCUCGGAGAUGGAAGAGCCAUUUCGCUGUUUGAGACAACUAACCCAGUCUCUAAUGUGCGAUAUGAGCUACAGCUCAAAGGAGCUGGCCUGACCCCAUAUUCUCGAUUUGCAGAUGGAAAGGCCGUGCUUAGAUCCAGUAUCCGAGAGUUUGUUGUUUCCGAAGCACUCAAUGCUUUAAGGAUACCCACAACUAGAGCGUUGUCUCUUACUUUGCUCCCUCAUUCUAAGGUUAUGAGAGAGACAACAGAACCUGGGGCCAUAGUGCUCCGAUUCGCCCAAUCGUGGCUGCGGAUUGGCACUUUUGAUAUACUACGGGCAAGAGGAGAUCGCGCUCUCACCAGAAAGCUUGCAACAUAUAUCGCGGAGGACGUCUUUGGCGGAUGGGAAACGCUUCCCGGACGACUAGAGUCGCCUGAAGUGCCUGCCAAAUCACCACCUCCCAAGCGUGGUAUACCGGCUUCUGAGGUUGAAGGGCCUAGCAAUGCGGCCGAGAAUAGAUUUCAACGACUGUAUCGAGAGAUUGUGAGGCGAAAUGCCGUGACUGUAGCCCACUGGCAGGCUUAUGGGUUUAUGAACGGUGUUUUGAACACUGAUAACACGUCAAUAUAUGGCCUGUCGAUGGACUAUGGGCCUUUUGCGUUUAUGGACAACUUUGAUCCAUCAUAUACUCCAAACCACGACGAUCACAUGUUGCGUUACAACUAUAGGAAUCAACCUACCAUUAUAUGGUGGAAUCUUGUGAGGCUCGGCGUGGAUCUUGGAGAGCUUAUCGGCAUAGGGUCUCAAGUUGAUGACGAGACUUUUGUCAACAAAGGCAUCAAAGAAGAGCAGGAAAAAGAAUUGGUUGAGCGAGCAGAAAGACUAAUCGCGCAAACCGGAGAGGAAUACAAAGCUGUCUUCCUGGAUGAAUACAAGCGACUAAUGACAGCGAGAGUUGGCCUGCGCCACUUCAAAGAGACAGAUUUCAAUGAGCUCUUUAGUGAAGCGCUUGAUACUAUGGAAGCUUUAGAGUUGGAUUUCAACCACUUCUUCCGCCGCUUGAGUACUAUUAAGCUGGCGGAUAUUGCAGACUCAGCCGGUAGAAAAGAAAAGGCGGCCAUUUUCUUUCACAAAGAAGGACCGCCUCAGGCAGUGAGUGAAGACGAUGCAAAGGAGAGGAUCGCCAAAUGGCUAGACCAAUGGCGGGCACGUGUCUUGGAAGACUGGGGACAAGAAUCUUCCGAUGUCCUGUCUGAGGAUAGAGAUGCCGAAAGAAGACAGGCCAUGAAGCAAGCCAACCCCAACUUCGUCCCCAGAGGCUGGAUCUUGGAUGAAGUGAUACGGCGUGUCGAGAAAGAAGGCGAGAGGAAAGUCUUGGAUCGCAUCAUGCAUAUGGCUCUUCACCCCUUUGAAGACUCAUGGGAUGGAGUCGCAAUCGACGGUGUUGAGUACAAGGGCGACCAAGCAGAGGAACAGAGAUGGGUUGGCGAUGUGCCAAGAUUUGAGCGAGCGCUGCAGUGUAGCUGCAGUUCAUAGAUAGCAAGCCGAAUACAGUCCAAUUGCGCCCCCAUGAGGUUCAUCUUUC